AUGAUGUUCAAGGAUAAGGUAUUUGUGAAUGAAUUAGCUGCCACAGCUAUAAUGGGAAAUGAUGCUUGGAAUAGACCUACUGCUCAACCAAUUAAGAUAUCAGUAGAAUUCGAUACUGAUUUCUCCAUGGCUUCAAAAACCGAUAAUUUAAAAUAUUCUUUGAAUUAUGCAGUUAUUUCCAGAAACAUUAUGGAAUUCAUGAAGAUAAAUGAACUGAAAAACUUUAAAAGUUUACAAAAUAUCGGUGAAGCAGUAAGUGAAAUAGUUCUAGAUGAAAAGAAAGGAGGUGGUGAAAAAGUUGAAAUUUCCAUUAAAAGUGAAAAAUCUGAAAUCAGAGCUGAUGAAAUUGAGUAUAAAUUAUAUAGAGAUCGUUAUACCCAAGGAGUAGUUGAAGAUAAAUUGGAUUCUAUCAAUGUGAAGAAAUUAAGAUUAUUGACUAUCAUUGGAGUUUUCACUUUUGAGAGAUUACAAAAACAAUUGGUUGAUAUAGAUUUGACUAUUGAAUUAUUACCUCAUCAUAAUGUCAUAAUCCAUGAAAUAAUGGAAGAAAUCACCAGAUUUGUUGAAGUAUCGAAUUUCAAAACUGUUGAAGCCUUAGAAUUGACUAUAGGACAAUUGAUAUUCCAACAUUAUGAUAAUGAUAUCAGCAAGGUAAUGGUUAAGAUUACAAAACCAAAUGCUAUCAGUUAUACUGAAGGUGUUGGGGUAAGAUCUUUACUUACUAAAGAAAGAUUUGCUGGUUUGGAGAAAUUGAAUACCAAACCCCAGGUUGAAACCAAUGAUCAAUUCAACUUACCAGUUACAGAAGAAAUCAAACAAGGUAAUCAUAUUGUAUAUAUUGCUUUCGGAUCCAACGUAGGAGAUCAAGUUAAGAACAUUAAUCAAGCCAUUGACUUGUUAGCUAAACACGAUAUUGAAUUACUUUCAACGUCUUCAAUGUACAUUUCCAAGCCAAUGUAUGUUAAAGACCAACCUGAUUUUUUCAACGGAGUGAUCAAAGUUCAAUGUAAACAUUCACCAACAGAGUUAUUGUCUAUUUUAAAACAUAUUGAGUAUGAAGAAAUAAAACGUCAUAAGGAUUUCGAAAAUGGUCCUAGGUCAAUUGAUUUAGAUAUUUUACUCUAUGAUGAGUCCACUGUUAAUAAGCCAGAGUUGACGAUUCCUCAUAAAUCCAUGUUAGAAAGAACUUUUGUCUUACAGCCAUUAUGUGAAUUGAUCAAACCUGAUUUCAUUCAUCCUGUUUCAGCCGAACCCAUUCAUAAUCAUUUGAAAGAACUUUUGAAAUCUCAAGGUAAUGAAUCCAUACAAGAAUCCAAUAAGUUGAUGAAUAUAGUACCAAUAUCUCAAAUUGAUCCAUCUUUGAAUCCAUUGAAAUUUGACCAUAAAUCAAAGACUUUAAUGAUGGGGAUUUUGAAUAUAACUCCCGACUCUUUCAGUGAUGGAGGUAAAAGCUUUGGUGACAUGGAUACAAUUAUUAAGAAUUUCAAGAAAUUGGUUGAAGAUGGGUCAGAGAUUGUUGAUAUUGGAGGCGUUUCCACCAGACCCGGAGCUGAUGAACCUAGUGAAUCCGAAGAAUUAGAUCGUUUAUUACCGGUAAUAAAAGCUAUUAGAGAUAUUAACAAAGAGGUUUUGAUUUCCAUAGAUACUUACAGAUCAGAAGUUGCAAAACAAUGUCUUGAUAAUGGAGCCAAUAUCAUCAACGAUAUCUCCAUGGGAUUAUAUGAUGAGGAAAUGUUCGACAUCGUAGCACAAUACCAAUGUCCAUAUAUAUUAAACCAUACCAGAGGAACUUCCAAAACCAUGUCUAAGUUAGUUAAUUAUGAAGCCAAUACCAAUGAAGAUUUAAUCGAAUUGAUAAAUGAUCCCUUGACUGGGCAAUCAAAUCAAAUCAAUGACAAUCCUGAAGUCAAUAAUUUAAUCAAUGGUAUAAGUAGAGAACAAUCUUUACAGUUAUCCAAAGCUUUCAAAAAGGGGGUUAGAAAAUGGCAAAUCAUCCUUGAUCCAGGUAUUGGUUUUGCUAAGAACUUGAAACAAAACUUGAUCAUCCUUAAGUACUUGAACUAUUUUAAGAAGUACAGCAUCAUCAUUAACGAACGUUUGAAUGAAGACAUCAAUGAAAAUUAUAUCAGUUUCAAUGGUUUACCGUUACUUGUGGGAACAUCUAGAAAGAAAUUCUUAGGAACCUUAAAUAAUGAAGAAAACCCAACAGAAAGAGUUGUCAGUACCAAUGCCACUAUUAUUUCCAGUAUCCAACAAGAUUGUAAGAUUGUAAGAGUCCAUGACACCCAAGAAGUGGCUAAAACCAUCCGUAUAGGUGAUGCUAUUUAUAGAGAUAUUUAUUAA
Molecule: messenger RNA, 2343 nt
Organism: Yamadazyma jaroonii
Lineage: Eukaryota; Fungi; Ascomycota; Pichiomycetes; Serinales; Debaryomycetaceae
Source: the annotation of a GenBank genome assembly